Larimichthys crocea (large yellow croaker) is the source of this 906-nucleotide messenger RNA. RefSeq names its product chemokine (C-C motif) ligand 25a (gene ccl25a). The coding region runs from base 120 to 443 and encodes 107 amino acids. Gene Ontology annotation, molecular function: chemokine activity. The transcript is spliced from 5 exons. Gene Ontology annotation, cellular component: extracellular region. Lineage: Eukaryota; Metazoa; Chordata; Actinopteri; Sciaenidae. Gene Ontology annotation, biological process: immune response. The record is from RefSeq and is a predicted model, not a curated record.
GUGCUUCAGGGCUUUAUAAGAGUAGUUUGCCUCACCUGCACAGACAGAAGAAGAGAGCGAGAGACCUAAUAAUACAUGUACAUCUGGAGCAUUUGAGAGCUGUAACCACAGACGGCAACAUGCGGCUCAACACACUCUUCUUCCUGCUGACCAUAUCUUGCCUCAGUCUUGCAUUGGCACAAGUGGCCUAUGAUGACUGCUGUUUGAAAUAUGUGAAACAAAUGAACCACAAAACUCAAAAGCAUGCAGUGGAGUACAGGGUGCAGGUGACAGAUGGAGGCUGCAACAUCCCCGCUGUAAUCUUCACCAUGCGGAAAGGGCGUGUGUUCUGCACAGACCCCAGAGAGGCAUGGGUCCAAAAACUGAUGAAGAAGAUUGAUGCUAAGAAAAACCAGAAACUCUCCAAAAACCAGCACAAUCCACGACGGCCGAACAGAGGUUGAGGACGACCGCCUGCUACAUCGCUCCUGUAAACAUUUACUCCUCUGCCAUCUAGAUCUUAUCAAGCUACAAUUGUUUUAUGGUGUCUUAUUGGAGCAAAGGCAGAGGACGAUCAUGGCAACCUUACCUUAGCCAUGCUUUUGCUUUCCCUCUGCACAUCAUAAAGGUCAACGGCUCGGGUGGAAUCGCAGCAGCCAUUUAUUAUACAGACUGUCCGCUGCACACUACAUAAAUGUGACUGCUUUCGUGCUUUUUUCGAGACAUCAGAUAUUCAUUCAGGCUGUUUAAUUCAUUAAGAGUGAUGAGUGUAAACUAUAAUAUGUAUAUAUAGAUGUAACAUUUAGAGUAUUUCCUGCAUAAUGUGUGUAUAUACUAAACAGAAAGCUUUUUUUUUUCCUUUCAGAAUUUUGUGUAUAUAUUCCCAUAAAAGAAUUAUAUAACAAUAAACUUGCUUUCACCACCCAG